This is a messenger RNA of Alexandromys fortis (reed vole), 1767 nucleotides long. RefSeq names its product cation channel sperm-associated targeting subunit tau-like. The transcript is spliced from 13 exons. NCBI's taxonomy places the organism in Eukaryota, Metazoa, Chordata, Mammalia, Rodentia, Cricetidae. The record is from RefSeq and is a predicted model, not a curated record. The coding region runs from base 1 to 1719 and encodes 572 amino acids.
AUGGAGUUGCCUCCUCCGGGAAACCGGAGGGUUUCCAUCAGUAACCCUCAAGAGACACCCCACAGGCUUUCCAUCGCCCACGGCAUGAUGCCCGCCCGCUCGUCUAUGGCCUCCUCCAUUGGCUCCCCGAAGCCCCACGCCUUGCCUGAUGCCCGCAAGUCUUCCAUCCCGAGCAGUGUGCCAGGCCGGUCCAUGCUGCCCAGCUCCAUCCCCCAGAAGGGCGCCCUCCUCCUUCCGGAUGCCACCCCGCAGCAGCGCAGAGGAUCCACAGUCUCCUCCGUGCACUAUGCCUAUGAGCAAGCCAAGCAAGAGGCCUCAGACAAAGAGAAGGACAAGGAGAAGAAGGGCAAGAGCAAGAGCAAGAACAAGGGCGCAGGACUGAUGAACAUGCUAAGAAAAACUCUUCAAGGGUCUCAGAGUGAAGAAAUGGUAGUAACAAGUGAAACACCAACUUUGGUACCAUUUGGAGAUGUGGUCGGCUGCCUGGCUGUUCACAUAAAGAGUUGUCGACAGUUUUCUCACAGAUUCAUUGUACAACAACACAUCAACCUGUUCAUUCGUAUCUGUAUAAAUCACGUCACGAAAUGCACGAAACUCCGGAACUUGAAAGCCACCAACAACGAAAAGAACCUUGUACUCAGGUUUGACGAAGUGAAGUAUUUUUCUGUACAGGUUCCCAGACGUCAAGAUGAUGAGAGGAAUAAUAUUUUUUUGGAGCUAAUGCAAGAUGGAGGAAGUACAGAAAGACCCGCCCUCUCCUUGGGCAGUGUUGAAGCACAUCUUUACGAAAUAAUACAGAAAGGCUGCUUCACAGAAGUCCUGCAGAUGAAGCACAGAAACUCGUCUAUCUGCAGGGUGGAGGUGGAGUUCAUGUUUUCCUAUGGAACCUUUGGCUAUGGAUUUUCACAUCAGCUAAAACCUCUUCAAAAAAUCAUCGAGCCAUCCAUGUUUAUGAAGAUCGCCCCUCCUCCAGAAAGGACAGACCCUGUCACAAAUGUUAUUACCCCGCAACGAGUCGAAUACCCAGCCUUCUUAUCCCCAGAACUUAACGUUUCCGUCGGGGCUGCUGAAAGCAGCCACCCGAACGCCGUGCGACUCGAAAAACUCCAGGAGAAACCCCGGGAAAGGUUGGAAAAAAUGAAAGAGGAAUAUAAAAAUCUAAAAACAUGGAUGGAAAAAUCUGAGUAUUUAAGAAACCUUAUUACUCCAAAAGUGGCUUCCAAAGUCACAGAGGUAAUUGCCAAAACACAUUCUAUCAUGUGUAGUGUGUUAUCCACUACAUGCAAUGGAGUGUCUAAUGACUUGACUCUCUUUGGUAUUUCUGAAGCCUCCAGUUCCCAUCACAGAAAAUCUGAACAUAUUUCACAUGAGUUUGUGGACAAGGGCGAUAAGGAAGGCCUGGGAAUACCAGUUGUGAAACUGGUGGACCAAGAUUUCUCAGAGCACACUCUUGCUGAAAGUGUGGAGUCCACACCGGGAGACAUACCGCUGCCCCCGAUCCACACCCUGCAGAUAAUAGAGGAAGAUGAGACACCACGCAGCGCGCAAGAAGCUCCGGAGUGGGACGUGCCCUACGAAGAGAGGAAGAGUGUGGUGUUUCCACCGGAUCACAGUCUAAUCCCCAAACGUCCCAGCAUUUUAAGAGUAGCCUCAUCUCUGCAGGAGGUAAAGUCGAGUUUACCCAUAAACCCGGAGAGCGUGAGGAGGAGGAGGAGUUAAGGCGUCUUUCCAAAAGAAUGAGGUGGCAGAGCAAAUGUUUUAACUUGA